Corticium candelabrum is the source of this 3054-nucleotide messenger RNA. Its product is annotated as low-density lipoprotein receptor-related protein 1-like. Bases 1 to 2886 code for a protein of 961 amino acids. Gene Ontology annotation, biological process: receptor-mediated endocytosis. Gene Ontology annotation, molecular function: hormone binding; calcium ion binding; protein binding. The record is from RefSeq and is a predicted model, not a curated record. Gene Ontology annotation, cellular component: apical plasma membrane; plasma membrane; signaling receptor complex. NCBI's taxonomy places the organism in Eukaryota, Metazoa, Porifera, Homoscleromorpha, Homosclerophorida, Plakinidae. The transcript is spliced from 20 exons.
AUGGGUAGUGUGUGGGUGAUGCUGUGGUUUUAUUCUAGUGUCAAUGCUAAAUUAUUAGGCUCACAAGCUACUUGUAGCACAAACGACUAUGCUUGUCAAGAUGGCACGUGUAUAUCUUUAUCUUGGCGAUGUGAUGGCGAGUACGACUGCCUCGAUAACUCAGAUGAAAUGAACUGCACGUGCACUAACAGCCAGUUUAAGUGUCCGAAUGGUCUCUGUAUUUCUAAGAAUUGGCUAUGUGAUGGUGAUGAUGACUGUUCUGACAAUUCAGAUGAAAAGUGUACUGUGGCACCUCCCACCCAAUCUCACAGAUGCCAGGCACAUGAAUUUCGAUGUGACAGUGGACAGUGUAUACCAACUGACUGGCUGUGUGACACACAUGAUGAUUGUGGAGAUAGUUCUGAUGAGAGAUCUGGCGAUUGUUCUGGGCGUACUUGCUCGGCAAAUCAGUUUACAUGUGACAGUGGGCAGUGUGUAUUUCAUACUUGGAAAUGUGAUGACGAACAGGACUGUGAAGAUAACAGUGAUGAGAGUGGCUGUUUAGAUCCCGUUUCUACACCAUCGCCACGAUGCCCUGGUCAAUUUGACUGUGCUGAUCACAAACUGUGUAUAACAUUGAAGUGGAAAUGUGAUGCUGAACCAGAUUGUUACGACUCUUCUGAUGAACUUAAUUGCACUACCUGUGGUGGUGAUGGCUAUUUAUGUUCUGACAAGAAAUGUAUUGGUACAUACCAGAAGUGUGAUGGCAUUAUGGAUUGCACUGGAGGAGACGAUGAACAGGGCUGUGCGACACUUGCACCUACACAACUUGUAUGCAAGAGUUUGGAGAGGAAAUGUGAUAACAAGUGUAUUGCUAAGAGUAAAUGGUGCGAUGGUACGCCAGACUGUAAUGAUAACAGUGAUGAAGCUGGUUGUGUGAACCAGUGCACUGAAGGUUCUCAUAGUUGCUCUCGAUAUGAAACUUGCAUUAACGAAGGAAGUGGAUUUAGGUGUGACUGCAGAUUGGGAUUUGAACGAGAUAGUGUAACAGGGUUGUGCAGAGCAAAUUUAGCAGCAACUUACUGUUUGCAUAUGACAUCAAUUUGCUGUAUGAGUGCAAGCUUGGAAGUUGUUCAAGUGAAUGACUCUCACUUGCUGAAGAAAGACAUAAGUGAACCAGCUUGCAGACCGAUGCAUAGACAUGGCAAUGUUAAUCAGUGUAAGAUAUCUGGUGUGUGCGACCAUAUCUGUACUGACACGGAGACGGGCUUCAAGUGUCACUGCUACCCUGACUUUGAACUUGAUGGCAUAUCGGCAUGCAAACUAACUGGGCCUGAUCCUUAUCUUGCCUACAUAUACAAUGGUGUUAUUCACAGCAUGAGCUUUACAGCAGAAAACAGAAAGGUUCUUGUGCCUUCAUUGCAAAGUCCUCUGGCAUUGGAUUACAAUUAUGCUGAACAGAAACUCUACUAUUCUGAUAAUUUCUUGCAUAAGAUUUUUGUUGCAAAUUUGGAUGGCAGUGGGACACCAACAGUUUUGGUGGAAGGUGACGGCAUGGAUUCACCUGAUGGACUAGCUUAUGACUGGAUCAAUCGCGUUUUGUAUUGGACUGAUGGACACAAAGAAACAGUCGAAGCUUACAAUUUCAGGACAAGACAACGAUGGGUUCUCUUCAAUACAAGUUUGGAUGAACCAAGGGCAAUUAUUGUUGAUCCAUUAGAUGGGGUUGGGUAUAUUUAUUUUACUGAUUGGGGUUCUUCUGCUAAGAUAGAGAAGGCAACAGUCGAUGGUGAUGAUCGAACUGCUCUUGUCACUGAAACUGUGGGUUGGCCAAAUGGCCUGACUCUAGACAUAUAUCGACGUCAUCUCUAUUGGAUUGAUGCUAAGCUCAAGCAUAUAACGCGAAUGAAUACAGACGGUAGCAAUACUGUUACUAUAAGAUUGUUGUCAACAUUUCAUCCUUACUCGUUGACUUCGUUUGACCAAGAACUUUUUUGGUCGGAUUGGGACCAACAUGGCAUUAUGAAGAAAGGAAUUCAUGAUCAUUCUCCUAGUUUUGUGAGAAACAAUCUGUUGACAAGUUCUCCUCGUGGUGUUAAAGUUGUUCAUCCUCAUCGACAACCCACCCUGGCAGAUCUCUCACCAUGCAAGGUUGAUAACGGAGGGUGCAGUCACACGUGUACGGAGAAGAAUUUUCAGGCUGAGUGUAGCUGUCCAGAAGGGUUUCUGCGGUCUCCAGAUAAGAAAGCUUGUCUCACGUCUGGUGCUACAGCAUGUCCCAUUGAUUAUGAUUACUGUUACAAUGGUGGAACUUGUAUUUUUGGCAAACCUUUGUCGUGCAUGUGCAAUGAGCAAUAUAAUGGACCUCGCUGUGGGAAUCCAGUUUCUCUACCUUGUGAAAUCAACAACGGCGGCUGUGACCAAAUUUGUUAUAAUGGACAUUCUAAUGUUGCUAUCUGCAGCUGUCGUAAUGGCUACAACCUUUUGUCUGAUUUGAAAACCUGUUUACUGUCAACCAUUCAAUGCCCCGAGUACUGUCUCCAUGGACAGUGCUCUCAGGAUGUCAGAGGACCUCAGUGCAAAUGUAAUGUCAGUUACACUGGCUUAAGAUGUGAUGUUCUCAAACCACAAACACCCAGUCUCAGCACCAGUUCUGUGCCCACUUUGAUGCCUCAUGGUGUUAGCACUGGCAGUGAUGGCAAGACAGUGGGUAUUGCUGUUGGUGCUGUAGUCGGUGUGGUGGUGAUUGUAGCUAUCAUUGUUGUCAUCUUGCUGCUUCUAAAGAGAAGAAAGUCAUACAAGGAAGAGGUGCACUUUGACAAUCCGGUGUACACUAAUAACGCCGAAGAGGUGACGUUUUCCAAAUGUGAUGUGACAAGAGGACAACAACUCAGCAUAUGCAGCUGAUGAAAAGUCUCAAAAGGCGACCGCAGCUGAAGAAAAGCCUAGUGGGACUGCCAUAUAAUGUGUCAGUGAUAGGGUGUAUUGUAUCCGCUAUAAUUAUUGUUCAGGAUAUAUAGAGAUGUACACAUAUGUAUGUGUAGAUACGGUGUAAUAAACACUCAGUUGAUCAUU